AUGACUGAAACGUCUAGCCAGUCGGAACGGUAUGAACGCAAGGUCACAUACCUUGAACGCGAGUACCAAGACUACUCCUUCAGACGAGAGAUAUACCUUGCCCCAGUGGACCUGGAGGAAGAAACUCGGCUUCGUGACCAGCAUGAGAUGCUGAAGCUGAUACAUCAGGAUUGGGAUAAUUCCCUACACCCAGAUUUCAUCAAAGAUCCAGAGGUGGUUCUUGAUUGUGGAUUUGGGUCAGGAAACUGGGCAUACGAUCUCGCGGAAUACGACUCAGACUGCACAGUCGUGGGAGUCGACAUCUGCCCCUCGAUGGCUCCACCAGACCAGUUGGAGAAUAUGGACCUGCAAAUCGCCAACUUGAAUGAGCGUUUUGAGUUUGCCGAGCCAGCCACGUUCGAUCUUGUCCAUUCUCGUUUUGUCGCAAGCGGUAUUGCUGCAAACCGAUGGCCAAAUUACAUUCGGGACAUGCACAGGGUGCUGCGGAAUAAUGGAUGGGUGCAAAUAACUGAGUGGGAUCUGACCUUUCGGUCUGAUACAGGGGAUAUCGACAACCUCCAGGCCCUCCAAGAAUGGACUAGGGUUUAUAUCGAAUCCCUAGGGCGCACAAAUCGCGCCGAAGGGAAGAAAAGUGCAAGAGUAACAGUCGACUGCGAGACCUGGCUCAGAAUGGCCGGGUUUGUCAACGUUAGCUCCGAUAUUCGAGACGUACCAACCUGUGCAUGGCGGACGGGUGAGGCCAAUCUUCCGAAUACAAGAGACCUCAUCCGAUCAUUGGCCUUGUACCCAGUCAUACGUCGAGGGGUGCAGACCAAAGAGCAGUUCGAAGCGCUUGCAGAUGCUGCUUGCGCGGAACUGGGUAACGUUGACGCUCGCCCAUAUAUCCGGCUGUACACGGUAUUUGGCAUGAAGCCUUGA
Exophiala aquamarina CBS 119918 is the source of this 918-nucleotide messenger RNA. RefSeq lists its product as uncharacterized. Lineage: Eukaryota; Fungi; Ascomycota; Eurotiomycetes; Chaetothyriales; Herpotrichiellaceae. The coding region runs from base 1 to 918 and encodes 305 amino acids. Gene Ontology annotation, molecular function: methyltransferase activity. The transcript has 8 exons. The record is from RefSeq and is a predicted model, not a curated record.